Messenger RNA from Lepisosteus oculatus (spotted gar), 8149 nucleotides. Lineage: Eukaryota; Metazoa; Chordata; Actinopteri; Semionotiformes; Lepisosteidae. The record is from RefSeq and is a predicted model, not a curated record.
UUCAGCUCCAGUGGUCAAAGAAGGCAGUCCCUACAGCUCCCUGCAGUCUGGAGACAGCAGAGGGUGAAACAGUGCAGGCUGUGGAAGAGAGUGUCCACAUUAUCGGCCAACCCAGGGCCAGAGAAGACACAAUUCAUGGAGAGACUACAGAGCACUUUCCACCCGCAGGUCCCUUCCCGCAGUCUGGCUGACGUGCAGGAUGAGGUUUCCAGCCUCCGGGGACGGUGCUCUGACCUCGCGCAGUGCUGGCGGACUGAGCAGCGCACCGACAGCACAGGUCCCUCCAGGUGGGAGAGGGAGUACGAGAGUCUAUUGAUGUUGGAAGGCCUCAUGGAGACCUCCUCAGGGCUUCUUCAGCGAACCGACCAGCUGAGGGAAGCGGUGGAGGCCUGGGAGAGAUUUCUUCCUGGUGAUCACUGUCCAGUGAAGAUGUGGAGGCUCUGGGGACAGAAAGGUGCUGGAGCUCUGUCCCUUCCAGUCCUAAGUUACUCUUCUGCAAAGGAGCUGAGAGAGCUUGAAGGGCUGAGACUCAGAGUGGACAUCCUGCAGCAACAGAUCCAUCUCCAGAAGGUGAUGGGCGAAGAGGUGACCCCCUGGCUACAGUCCGCACUGUCCUCGGGACGUCCCGCCCCAGCUGUGCUCCGUGGGCUAUACUCCCUGCUGGGUGAGGGGGGGCAGCCGUUUCCCACGUUAGUACUGGAUGAUGAGCCCGACUAAGAUGACCGUGUAUCUGCCGCACCCACCCGUUCGAGAACGUGAGGCUUUUCCGAAUUCGAUUACUCAAGGGAUCACAACAGCCCAAAUACCGCGAUAUUUUUCUCUUUAUUUUUCCACUUUUUUUUUUUAUCCAUCUGUUUGUUUGUUUUCCCCACUGCACUCCAUGAAACGAUCUUCACCUUUCAGAUGAAGAAUAGAGGGGCUCUUCCACAGGACAUGCUGAUGAUUUUGCAUCGAAGGAAGCAGUAGAAAAACUGUGAUGAUCACCGUGUCCACACUUGCUCAUGAAAAGGGCUUUUUGCUGAUGCCUUAAUUUAAACUACAUACGUGGUUUUGCCCAGAUAAGACGUAUUGUGAGCGAGUGAAGCCUUUUAGGAGAUCUUGCUGGUUUCAGGGAAACGCAAAGCUCUUGAAAUCAUUUCCUGUCAAAUAAAAGUUUUUGUAAUGGUAAUUGGUGCACUGGAAGGUGGGGAGACUGAAAAGGAGCAAACUUAGUCAUAUCGCUGGCACAGUGCCCGACUCAUAGCUUUUCAGACCAUUGCAUGUUUCAUUGUGGUGUGUGAGUCUGCAAGGCUUGUCUUCCCUCUGCCUUGCCUGUGCUUUUCAUUUGCAGUGCAUUCAAGGCUUUUUGAAACCGGAAGAUAGUGCCAGAUCUUUUAUGCUAUUAUAUUAAAAUAGUAGCACAGCACUCCGCUCCAGGUGCCAUAGUGCGGGGAAGUGUCUCUCCCCACAGCAGUCUGGCAUGCAGUGUAUUUAAAAUAGCUGAGUGGAAUGUUGUUUUUGGACUGAUUCCAGCUGUUUCAGAGCCAAUGUAAUUUUUUACUCAGGGUGCUUUCAAAAUAGGUAUGAGGACGACCCUAUCUCAUUUAAGCCACCAGUUAGUUCACGUGUGCUGGUAAUUGAUUAGAGAGGGUGACCUCUUGUUCUGAUUGUCUUAAUCGGCACCGCUGCAUUGUGGUGCCUCAUGGAUGUGAAACUAAUGUAGUAGAAAUCUUUGUUAGCCUUGAGCCUUUUUUAUUGCUGCUUAUUCAGUCAUCAUAUCAAUCCAUAGUGUGGUCUGGGAAACAAAAGACCUUCUGUUUCAUGCCUUUGUGUCCAUUUCCUCUUCUGUUUAACCAGUUUUCAUUCUUUAUUCAGAGUAGCUCUGAAAGGCGGUGGCACCAUCUUUGCUGCUCUUAGAAGAUGCAUUGUAGGUUAAACCUCUUCUUUUUAAUAUGUGACUAAUAUUCCUUGUACCUUCCGUUGCCAGUAUUCUCAUUUUAAUUUUUAAAUAAGGAGAAUACUGUAAUGGUUGCAGAAAAACAGCGUGAAAUAUCCUUGCUGAGAAACAAAGUGCCUUUUACUUGUAGUGUCUUUACUGUAGGCUCAGAAAGCAACUGAUAUCUUGUCUUGGUUGAAUCUACCCGAGCUCUGCCUCUGUGUACUUGCUGUUCCUUUCUCUUCUUCCCGUUCUUCAUUACAGAUCCAUCAAUCAGCUUUGCACUCUUGAUAGACGGGCCUCUUAAGUUAGGGUACCUGUAGACUGAGUGUCCUGAUAAAACUCCUGCUCUUGCCAUUCAGGCUGAGCGCUUAGCUGCAUAGCUUAACCUUAAUUGGCUCAAUAGUCCUAAUAUUAAUAACCUAAUAGUUUAAUUUGAACUUUCACCGCAUCUGCUGGUUAUUAUUCUGUCCGAGGUCUACACCUUCAGCGGUAAUGUCUUAAUUGAUCUGCUUACUUGUUUAAACUUAUUUCUUCACUCAUCACUCACAUUCAAAAAUCGCCGACUUCAAGGGUACAGUUUUUAACAGCUUCAACACACAGACCUCUCCUCAACUCACUUGCUAUUAUUUCUGACUAAACCGCUCUUGUAGGCUGAUCAAAGGAUGGCGAACAGACACAGGUGACACUAUCAUACACGCCCGCAGUGAGAAAUAUUUCCUCCUCCAGAGGUCCAGUUGAUUACAUUUGAGGCAACAUGUUUGAAUGAGGACAGUUCUGAAACUUGGAGUUGAGACCAACUCCAAAUCAUUGGAGCUUUUAAGAGCUGAAAGCUGAAAUUGACAAAUAUGCCACAAAAAUAAAACUGAAGUUAAUUAGCUUCUAAUUAUGAAUUCUGCUGGAUCAACAGCCAAAAGAGACCACAUUCCAAAACCGGCUUCAGUAGCAAUGGUCCUGGACAACAAAAGUUCAGUAGGUUUUAUAGGUAGUCUUUAAAUCAAUAAAUAAAUGCCAGGGAUAAUUUAACUAUUAUUGCUUAAACACAUGGUGUUUUAAAGUAAUUUAGGGAUCACCUGCAACAGCAAUCAAAAUGUUCUGAGUCUUCCGGGACCAGUGUUCCCUAUACUGAAAUGUUACAUGCUUAAUGAAUCAAUUGUCUAAACAAGUGUUCCUGAUCUUUAAAUAAUGGUUAACCUAAAAGAAUUAAUUAAUGCAUGGGUUCAGACCAGGGAUACUCCAGCUCUGAAGGGAUUUACUCUGCCAUGUGAUGUUGCUUUAUCUCAGCAGAGGGCACCCUACCCUUAUAUUGGUGGAAGCACAAGAUCGUUUCAGGUCCUCCCAGCGUUUUCUGCCAGGAUCAUUUUGUUGUCCUGACUUUAGAGUCUCUUGUUCGGUCAGUGUGAUUCUGAUUGCUCCUGUCCGGCAGGCUAAAUUCCUUUAACUCUUGAAAGUCAUUAAACAAAUUAAAGGAAUAUAAUUUACAUUGUUCCCAGGCUCCUACGAGCCUUUUAGAUCAUCAGUUGUCCUUUUGUCAUGUAUAACAGCAGAUCCCCCUUGUAAUCUUCAUCUUUUCAAAUAGGGAGGCCAUCUUCUUAACCAGCUAGCAACACCCUGUACAUUCAGUUAGGCCGUUUUGCCAAAACAUUAAACCCGGCUUCUACUGUAAGCAUGUCUUGGCAGUCAUGCAGAAAGAAGCCAGUUUGCAACUUACAGGCAGGAGAUGUUCCAGCUGAACGCUUUAAGAUGUGUGCCAGUCACUUCACCCAGUCCUCCUUGCCUCACUUAGGAAAUGUAUUGACGUGUGACGAUUUCUUCAGUUCCUUAAAGAGGUGAUUUGUUUGAAUUUAAAGCAAGGCAGAAUAAAAGGAGAAAAUACUUUGACAACUAAGCCUUGCAUUAAAACUCUGCUGUAACAAUGUAUAAAUAUACCUGUGUAUUUCAUAAAACCCAUGCAGGCAACAGCAUGCAGUAUUGCAAUUGAUGCCUACUGUUCAUUUGCAUUACAGAAUAAUAUUCGACUCAAGUGGCAUCAAUACUAUGGAGCAGAUUCUUCAGGGAAGUUUCUGCUUGGUACAGUGAUUACUGAGUGGCACCAAAUUGCAUGAUUGCAGCCGAGCAAAAUGCUGCUUUUGGUGGUGCAUUAUGAGGGCCCUCUUUCACAGCACAUGGUUAUGGCUGUUAAACUGAGGUGGCUUACCAAGGAGCGAAAACGUAGAUCUCUGAUAUACAGUAGAAGUCAGUAUUCGUGUCGGGAACGAUUGCAUGGAGUGUCUGGUGGUGAACCAGUCAGACUCUCUCCAUUCUCCUUCACCCUCAUGUCAAAAGUCCCUAAUCGUUAACAGGUGGGCAGUGUCAUUUUGCUCCCAGUCGUAUUUAUUUAUUUUAUAAAUUAUACUUUCUCCAGUCAGCUUUGCAUUGUUCGUGCAGCUGCCUCAGAGCUUGCGUGGUCUCAGGUUCAGUUCCAGUCCAUCUGUGUGGAGUUUGCAAGUUUCUUCCUCCCAGAGACACGCAGGACAGGUUUGAUUGGCUGCUCUAAAUUGUUCCUCCCAGGGUUCAGUCCUGGUCCCAGGGAGAUGGGCGUAUCAUCUCGUUUGUCCCACCUGCCACAAAUGCCACUGCGCAGGUGUUGCUUGCUUGAACUACUUAUCCAGGCCACAAAACGCGAAGAAGAAACCAAGGGCAGUAUUCCAGUCUGAAGAACAGCUUGCGCUUCUUCUUGGGCCACGUACUGCGGGUGUGUGGAGCCAAAUGCCGAGUCGUUUCACAGAUGCUGAGUCACUCAAGAACCUUCAGGCAUCUGUUUCACGGGGGUCUGUGGAUCGAUAGGCUGCUGUGCAAGUGUGCUAAGUGGCAAACGAGACGCUUGUCAGGUGUAACCGUUCUUCUGAGCUUCACAAGGCAAACGUUUUGGUGGUUUUGGUUUCACAGAUUUUUUUGCCUCCACUUAAAAUUCCCAGGAAAUGACUGGCCACUUAGUUCUCAGUGCUGCUGCUGGUAUAAAUAUAUACUCACCACGAUGCUGUGUCUUGCUCCCAGGGAUGCCCCUUGUCCGUGUAGGCAGAGCAGGAUGAGGGGAAACCAGAGAGAGAGUGCACCACUAAUGUUCAGCCACCCCAGGGAUUACUCUGCCUUUACCCAUUUAAAGAACCCGCAUAAUAAUAGAGUCCUUUAGCAUUUAAGAUGAUUAGGCUUGCAAGUAUGCAUAAAUUUUUUGUUUUCUUCCCAUUUCUUUGUACAAAUUGCACUGGGCCACCUUCCGUGUGGAGUUUGCAUGGUCUCACCCUGUAGGCUGUUUUGGGGAUCCCAGUUGCUGCAACCCAUACUACAUUACACAGCUUUCUGAUAAUAGAUUGAGAAUGCGCGGCCUGUUAUGACCAUUUUGACAAUUGGCGAGCAUGUCAUUGACAUCCGACUCAUCUGACGAUUUCGUUCCUGGAUGUAUCGGUAUGGCUGCAUGCCCGUUGUUUAGUUCUCAAAACGCGGACGUUCUCUAACCCCUUGAUAAUAGCUACGUUAGCUCCCAUCUAUAAAACUGGUCACCACAAACCUAGUAACUAUAGAUGAGUGAUCUGACCUCUAUUAAAUGUAUGGAAACAAUAAUUAGAACUAAAUUAGAGGAUCAACCAUAUGGCAUAUUCUAAGGGAUAGUUAGUAUAGAUUCAGAAGAGGUGGGUCUUAUUUAACUUGCAUUAUUUGAGCAAGCAACAACAUUGCUGGAUACAAGUGGAGCAUAUCAAAUUAAGGGGUUCAAUGUUAUAUUAAAAUUAUACAGUGCACUCAUAAGAUUUUAAUGAGAAUGCAGCGUUCAGUUUUGGUUGUCAAGAUAGUAGAACUGCACUGCCGCUCUUGAAUAAGUGCAAAGAGGAGCCCUCUUGGGCUUAAAGGAAUGUCCUGUUCUAACAGGCUAAAGGGACUGAAAUUGCUAAAACUUGAACAGAGAAGAUUAUGAGGAGACCUGGUUCAAGUAUUGAAUAUCCUAAGGGCAUUGCCCAAGUCAUCGCAAUGAACAUUUUCCAAUCCAUUGUUUUCAAAUAAAACAGAGAACAGGAGGCACUUUGUUACACAAAGGGUGGUGGGGGUAUGGAACAAGACACCCAGCUGUGUUGUUGAAUCUGUUACUGUCCCUUUCCAGAAAUGGUCGGAUGAUUUUCUCAGAUGAAACUGGCUUCCAAUAGCCCCUCGUUCUUAAUACAGUAAAGACGGGGCAAAAAGGGUUUUCUGCAUAAGCAACAGCAGCAGCUUGGCUGCCUUCUUGUUUGCAAAGUUCAGGCUAUUGUUGGGAAACACCGCUCUGAUUUAAACUUGGCAUUGCAGCUCCGAGGAUGCAGUGAUACCUCAUAUGUCCACUAUGGGUCUUUAUUUCAGUACUUUCACUACUUUAUUUCACUCACACUGUUCACGCAGGUGGGACUUGGAAGCCUUAAAAAAAAGCCUUCAAAAAGGCUUGCAGUUUUAUCAUGAAUAAUAAAGUUCAUCCUGCACCAUUUGGGGACCAAAAUCUAUUUGGAUUCCUGUAAACUAACAGCGAUUUUACAUGGAUCCUGUAUGUGUCCUUGUACCUGGCUUGCAGGAAACUUUGAUUUCCUCUGCAAUUCCUAAAGAAAUCCCACAGCACAUUUAAAGGAAUCCAGCAGGAGUUUUUGUGCAGGGUUUUUCCAUGACGUGAUGGCCCACACACUGAAUAUACCAUACACAGUAAAUGAUAUCUUGAUGAGCCAGGAUUUAGAAUAGUUACGGUGUAGAAUGUGUGGUCAGACCACCACCUCAGGCAUUUCUUUUUGUUCCUGCGCCAUAUUGCUUCCUGAUGUGGGGAAGUUUAAUGUUCUUAAAUGCCCGGGAGUGUAAUAUCAUCGUAAUGGAGUCUCUGUGAACGAGACCCGUGUUACACAUAUAUAACUGAGCUACUUGCAACCACAGUAAUCCCAAAACAAAUAACAAACCUCUCCUGUUAACCUUUUUUGGGUUUGCAACAGGAGUGAAGAAAUCCUCAGACUAAUUAGGUCUGGUUUGUAACAGCUUGUGCAAUCGUGCAUUGUAGCGGACAGCUUUUUGGAACCUGAUUGAUCACCAGUUUCCCUAUUUGCUCUUCCCUUAAUACGUGCUGUUUGAAAUUGAAUGUGCCUUAAAAUGUGCCUUCCUUGGCAUCAGAUCCCAUCUGCGGCAUGAAUGAGGUAUUUAAGAUUCCCGAGCUGGUGACAUAAUAUAGUGUAAACACAGGAAACAGCAGCCAUCAAUAAAGAUGCAAUUUACUUUCCUCACUGAAGGGAGAGUGUGUUGAGUCAUCGUGACCAUUAAUUAAAUUGUAUUUCUCUCCUAAACCUGUAAUUCUGGGACAGCUUCAGUCACGACAUUGAGAACUGGGGAGGGAGAAAAUGGAAACACUUAAAACGCAAGAAGCUUAGGUGACUUUACGCCGUGAGCUCCCGGUGAGGAAAAAUUGCCUUUGUUAAUUCAGAAGGCAGUCUUACUCACCCACCUUUCACUCUGUUAAGAUGAAAACAUGCAGACAAUCGCAUAAUCACGCUUUAGAUCUGUUACAAGCUAAAAGGGCUGUGUUUUUUCCAUCUUUGUCGUGAAGCACUUGGCAGUAUUAGAAUACACUUCACCACACACACAACACUGUACAAUAGCUCAGUUUGCCACAAGAUUUCUAGAGCUUGUGGGACAAAUCCCAGCAUCCAUGUCAGGCCCUGCAUGGUGUGUUUGUGCCAGUUCCACUUGGUGUCUCAUACACGUUCUCUUAUAAUCAAGGCUGCUCAUUUUAUAGUAGUGCCAGGCAAUACUCCGAAACAUGAAUAUGUAUUGAUUUUGAUGGGUACUGAUAUCUUUCUCUGGGAGCGGGGGUAUUGUGCUUGCAAGGAAUAGAUAUUCAGAAAUUGGGGAAUAGGAAAUGAGAGAACUUAGAUAUAGAAUCUUAUUGGAAUGAAAUUGUAUACCGGUAUGACUUUGUACAGUUAUGGAGGCACAGAGGCAAUUUGUAAUUACAUUUUCACCCACCUCUGAAACAGGCCCUUGCUAUGAACUGUGCACUGCAGAGGCAAAAUCGCAAGUUUGUCGCAUCACUUUAAAUCAAAGUGCUCCAGUCAAUAAUUCUGCUUCUGUUGGAUACACUUCUGGUUGCAUUUACUACACUACUGCGCUAAUGUCCAGUUAAGAUAGCCACUCAACUGUUUUGUAUCUGUUUAUGUACUGUAGUGUGUUAUGGAUAAAGUAUACAUUACUUCCUCCCCUCCA